Molecule: messenger RNA, 789 nt
Organism: Truncatella angustata
Lineage: Eukaryota; Fungi; Ascomycota; Sordariomycetes; Amphisphaeriales; Sporocadaceae
Exons: 3
Coding region: 337-717 (126 amino acids)
Source: RefSeq, a predicted model, not a curated record
GCCUCAAUGCACCUCGCUUCACCGAAUUCCGCACCCAAGCGUCCCGAUUGGCUACAUCGCUACCCAGGACCACCAUGCUGGGUAGUUAUCCUUGUUCCGAGCCCUACUGAAAUCAGGAGGCAGUUCGUAAAGAACCAUGAUGCUAUGACUAACCGAACUUUUUGACCGCUUCAAUUCCAGAUUCAUGAUGUGUUGCUGUGCAUUGGAGUCCUCAAUCAACUGAGCGAGGAAGAUGUAUAAAGAGACAAAGCUCACCAAGGUAGGGGAUAUGAAGAAGGGCAGCAUCAUCAUCUCAUUACACGUCAAUCAAUUUCGAAUUUGAUCAGCACCUUCGCCAUGGUCUUCUCGCGCCUCGCUUCUCUUGUUGCCAUCGCCGGCAUUGUCCAGGCCUGCGAGCAAUGUGUGCACCCAGGCAACUUCACAGGAACUGUGGCAUGGUACAACAACUUCACCAACAUCUGCCUUGGCUCAGUGCCAACCAUCGCUGCCGCCACUCCUCACCACUUCUGGGAUCCUCGCGAUGAGGCACCCUGCGGCAUGAAGAUCACCGUGAUAAACCCUUACACGGGCCAGCAGGUCGUUGCCACCAUUGCCGGCCAGGAUACCACUCUGGCUGGUGACAACCUACUCCUGAACACUGCCGGCCUGGCUGCUCUCGCACCUGAUGCCAAUCCUAAUCACGUUCCCGGAUACGUAAACUGGACCUUCAACGGCUAGAUUAAAUACAAAAGAGUUCCCGUACAAAAGUUAAACCAAAAUAGUUAAUAUUAUAUCUGUCAUUUGAUAAAU